CAGCUGUCCCCCUCCCUGGGCAGGGAGCUGAGCCUGAAUGGAGAGAUAGGGCAACCAUAGAAGGUGCUCUAAUGGCGGACCGUAUUUCAAGUAGAGAUUGUUAGCUUCCUCGCUGUUGCUUUGUUGGCGAAAAGUCGCUGAUUCUUUUGGUGGGGCGGAGAGCUAGAACUGCAGCUAGCGUUUCUGGUUCUUGCCUGCAGCGCUCGGUGUCGGAUAAUGGAAUGGCAGCGAGAAGGGACGAGGAGUGAGUGAGACCCGACGGUUCCUAACUCUUUGAUUCCCUUGUUGCUUCCUGUUCCCCCACCGUUUCCAUUGGCGAGUAGCACAGCGAAUAGAAUCGCUGACGAUCUUCACUGCUCCUGGGAUUUCCCUGUCUGCUCGGCGAAUCGCCCCGUUUGUUGACGAGCAUCGUUGUGCUUGUCGCCAAUUGCGCCCCGCACUGUCUGAUUCGGGAGAAAGAUCCAAAGCGGCCUUCCCCUUUUUCCGGUUUCUCCUGUGCAAUCCUGUUGAAAAAGAUUGGAUUUUUAUGCUUUUCCAAUAUCUUGUUCGCUAUCUAAGGUGUGUCGAUUUGAUGUGGUGAAGCUUGCGGGGGUGUUUUGGGAGGCGGAGAUGUUGGAUUUGGCGCUGGAUUCCGAUGGCGACGUCGGGCUGGAAGUGAUUAACUCCAGCCAGAGCUCGAUGAGCAGCAGUGGCGACAGCCGGAGUAGUUUCUCGCGUCUUUCAUUUGAUACUGCUGGACCUGUGCCGCUGGAGGCGACGGUGGAGCUCCCCGCCGGUCUUCGCCCCUGUGCUCCGACCCGGCUUCCCUCCAAGCCGCACCGCUCGUCGGAUCCGGCCUGGGCCGCGAUUAGUUGUCGGUCUCUUCCCGCCAAUCUCGGCCCCCGGGACUUCAAGCUCCUCCGCCGCAUUAGCAGCGGCGACAUCGGAACUGUCUAUCUCUGCCGCCUGCGCGACGAGGCCUCGCCGCACCCGUACGCGAUGAAGGUGGUCGACAAGUUGGCGCUGUCCAAGAAGAAGAAGCUCGAUAGGGCGGCGACGGAGAAGAGGAUCCUCCGGAUCCUCGAUCACCCCUUUCUCCCCACUCUCUACGCCGACUUCGAUGCUUCGCCGCAUUACUCCUGCGUCGUGAUGGAAUACUGCAGCGGCGGAGACCUUCACACGCUCCGCCACCGCCAGCCCCGCCAACGCUUCUCCGUCGCCGCCACCAGGUUCUACGCGGCGGAGGUGCUGCUCGCCCUAGAGUAUCUUCACAUGCUCGGUAUCGUCUACCGCGACCUGAAGCCGGAGAACAUCCUCAUCCGCUCCGACGGCCACAUCAUGCUCUCCGACUUCGACCUCUCCCUGGAGUCCACCUCCUCGCCCACCCUCGAGCCCAUCGCCACCUCCACCCCGGCGGACAGGGGCCACUCUGCCGCUGAAAACGGCGAGCGCUUCCCUGCCGAUCCCUCCUGCCUCCCCUUCCUCGCUCGCCGGCCGCCACCCCACAUGGCCACGAAGGCCGACCCUUGGCGCUUCGUCGCGGAGCCUGUCGACGCUCGGUCGUGCUCCUUCGUGGGUACUCACGAGUACGUCGCGCCAGAGGUCGCCGCAGGCCAGCCCCACGGCAGCGCCGUCGACUGGUGGGCCUACGGCAUCCUCCUCUACGAGCUCCUCUACGGGCGCACUCCCUUCGCCGGGCCCACCAACCUGCAGACUCUCCACAACAUCGUCAAGCAGCCGCUAUCCUUCCCGACGGCCGACCCUUCCUCGUCGGCGGCGAAGGAUCUCAUCGCCAGCCUGCUGGCUAAGGACCCCACCGCCCGCCUCGGCUCCCGGCGCGGCGCGGCGGACGUCAAGGCGCACCCUUUCUUCAAGGGCAUCAACCUGGCGCUCAUGCGCUCGCACCGGCCGCCGGUCCUGCCCGGUCCGAUCCGCUCCCACUCCCGUAAGCAGCCCCCCAUGCCAAACCAGUUCGAGUUCUUCUAAUUUCUAGUCCGACCCGACCCGAUCCGAUCCGACCCGAUUCCAUCGGUCGGGUAAAUUUUCACAUGUGGUCCAGAACAUGUACAACACUGCAUUGACUUAUCAAAUGUACCACACGCAGUGACUAAUGCUCAAGUUUCCUCCUUAA
Molecule: messenger RNA, 2110 nt
Organism: Zingiber officinale
Lineage: Eukaryota; Viridiplantae; Streptophyta; Magnoliopsida; Zingiberales; Zingiberaceae
Product: protein kinase PINOID-like
Exons: 2
Coding region: 610-1965 (451 amino acids)
Biological process (GO): protein phosphorylation
Cellular component (GO): plasma membrane; nucleus; cytoplasm
Molecular function (GO): ATP binding; protein serine/threonine kinase activity
Source: RefSeq, a predicted model, not a curated record